ACCUCCCUCCCUUCCUCUCUCCCUCCCUCAGUCAGUUAGUGGGUCCUGCUGCCCCGGGCGCCGGCGCCCUCGCUGCUCGCUGGCCCCCACCCCAGGGUGCAUCCCUGGUAACUCCUGCCACCUUAGCGUCCCCACCGAGUCGAGUCGAGGGGGCUGCGAGCAGGAGGCAGUCGCAGGCCCCUGGCCGCAGGAUGGUGGCGGGGCUGUCCCUGGCCCGCAGUCCCGGGAGCUGGCUGGUCCCUGGGCUGUGGCUGCUGGUGCUCAGCUGUCCUGGGGGGCUGGUGAGCGCCCAGGAGCAGCCCUCCUGCAGAGGAGCCUUUGAUCUCUACUUCGUCCUGGACAAGUCUGGGAGUGUGGCAAACAAUUGGAUUGAAAUUUACAAUUUUGUCCAGCAACUUACAGAGAGAUUUGUGAGCCCUCAAAUGAGAUUAUCUUUCAUUGUAUUUUCUUCUCAAGCAACCAUUAUUUUGCCAUUAACUGGAGACAGGGGCAAGAUUAGUAAAGGCUUGGAGGAUUUAAAACGUGUUAGUCCAGUAGGAGAAACAUACAUCCACGAGGGACUAAAGCUAGCAAAUGAACAAAUUCAGAAAGCAGGAGGCUUAAAAACCUCCAGUAUCAUAAUUGCUCUGACAGAUGGUAAGUUGGACGGUCUGGUGCCAUCAUAUGCAGAGAGAGAGGCAAAGAUAUCCAGGUCAUUUGGCGCUAGAGUUUAUUGUGUUGGUGUCCUGGACUUUGAACAAGCUCAACUGGAAAGAAUCGCCGAUUCCAAGGAACAAGUUUUCCCUGUCAAAGGCGGAUUUCAAGCUCUUAAAGGAAUAAUUAAUUCUAUACUAGCUCAGUCAUGCACUGAAAUCCUGGAAUUGCGGCCUUCAAGUGUCUGUGUAGGGGAGGAAUUUCAAAUUGUUUUGAAUGGAAGAGGAUUCAUCUUGGGCAGUCAGAAUGGGAGUGUUCUCUGUACUUACACUGUAAAUGAAACAUACACAAAAAGUGUUUACCCAGUAAGUGUGGAGCUUAAUUCUAUGCUUUGUCCCGCACCUACACUGAAUAAAGUUGGAGAAACUCUUGAUGUUUCAGUGAGCUUUAAUGGAGGAAAAUCUGUUAUCUCAAGCUCAUUGAUAGUCACAGCCACAGAAUGUUCUAAUGGGAUUGCAGCCAUCAUUGCUAUUUUGGUGUUACUGCUACUACUGGGCAUUGGUUUGAUGUGGUGGUUUUGGCCCCUGUGCUGCAAAGUGGUUAUCAAGGAUCCUCCUCCACCACCACCUCCUGCACCGAAAGUGGAAGAAGAAGAACCUCUGCCCACCAAGAAAUGGCCCACGGUGGACGCUUCCUACUACGGUGGCCGAGGGGUUGGAGGAAUUAAAAGAAUGGAGGUCCGUUGGGGUGAUAAAGGAUCUACUGAAGAAGGCGCGAGGCUAGAGAAAGCCAAAAAUGCUGUGGUGAGGAUUCCUGAAGAAGUUGAGGAACCUGUCAGGCCUAGACCACCUCGUCCCAAACCCACGUACCAGCCUCCUCAGACAAAGUGGUACACACCAAUUAAGGGUCGUCUUGAUGCACUCUGGGCUUUGUUACGGCGGCAGUAUGACCGGGUUUCCUUGAUGCGGCCUCAGGAAGGAGAUGAGGGCCGGUGCAUAAACUUCUCUCGAGUUCCAUCUCAGUAAAAGGAAAACAGGAAGACCAAGGAGGUAUGAAGAUACAUCUUCACACUGCUGAUUUCCAACCAAAUGAAAAAAAUAUGCAUUUCAGAAGUUUUUGGAAGAACAGCUUUAUUCCUCUCAGUCAGGAAAUGUUUUCUCUGCCUUCUGCUUUGCUUGCACCAAACAUUUUUAAAUACUUGUUCUGCCAUCUACACGAGAGUUGAUGGAACCCAGGAGUAACUCAUGAUUCAUGACAUGGAAAAUAAAGACUAAUGUUAAUCUACACGCUAUGGUUUAUACAAGAAAGUGCAUUUGAAAGUGUAGAAGAGGAAAAAGCAAAAACGACAGCAUGAAGAUGAUAUCAAAACAGGGACCACAGAACACAGAGCAUGAAGAUGAUAUCAAAACAGGGACCACAGAACUGGCCAUGAUGGAUCUGUAACGGAGAGAGGAGUGUUUUAUAUGGAAACAUGGCACUUGUGUUUUCACAGCGCAAGAUUGUUAGCCACAGGCAGAGUAUGGAAUAUCCCACCAGGCCAAGCAAAUAAAGGAGUCCAUUGCCUUAUAGCUAUGUCAGAUCACAAAAUCCUCCCAAGUCCCCUAUCACAGUGUGCCUUACGGGAAGCUUCUGACUGGAAAAUCUUGUCAUUCUAACACUGAAAAGUGCACACGCAUGACAAAAUGUAGACAGGAUGCCUCAAGGUGUUGGUAGCAAGCAAGAUUUUGCCCUUUAGUUUUUGAAGACACCUUUCUUUCAUUAUGCACCCGGGAAAAGAAGAAAAUUAAUAGAGCGUUAUUCCACAGGAAGACAGCCUCUAAGCAGAGAUCUUGAAUGGAGUUUAAGGGACUUGUGCUUUGAGAACUUGUCUCUGGGAUCGGUAGAUUUACCCCUCUCUCUAUGUUUAGGGUUUAGUAGUGCAUAAAGCAUUAAUAUCUGUAAACAUACCAGGAGUUUGUUUUGCUUUUAAUUUAAAGGAAGCAGUAACCACAAAGCUUCCGCUCAGGGUUUUUCCUUCCUCCAAGUCUCCAAGGGCUCUUCAGCGUCACAAGCCAGCAACUCUCUUUGCAUGAAAAUUUCAAAGUUUAAUUAAUAUAAUUAAAGGCAACAGCAAGCAGCAGCCUGUGAAGAUUUUGCUCAUCUUUUUUAUGCCUUUUGACAUUGAAUGACCUAUUACUGUAUGCGCAUUACUUGGACUUUGAGGGGCACUCCACCUUGGUUAUGAUUCAGUAGAGGAAAAAAGACCUCCUCUCAUCAAUUUAUAAAUUAAAUUUUCAGGAGGAUCGGCCACCACAAAACACCGAAAUGUAUGUAUUAUAAUUUUUUAGAAAAACCACCAUCGUGUCACGUCGACGAUGCCAAAUUAUGUUAGCGUGAGUGGAAACACUGUGGGGGAGGAAGAAGGCAGCAGCUGAAGAAAAAAGCUCAAAUGAUCUAGUCACUUUCGAUACUGUACUUCAGAUGCGAAAUGGAUAUUCGACUCGAAACCUGACAAAGCGCGCCUGCUUUGAUGUGAACUGGUAUAGACAAUGACCAGUGGCUGGGUCAGUGGGAUGUCUCUCUGUGAGCACAAAGGCUUAUCAAAUGACACUAAAAAUAAGUUCACCAACCAUCACAUUGGAAGGGAGAAGGCGAGCAUUUCAUGUUUGGCGGGCAUGUGUGUGCACAAGAUGGAAAGAGCGAUUUGGAGCAUCCCAGUAUAAUUACCCCCAUUGUGCUCUUAAUGGAAAUUUCAAAGGACGGGAGUGAUUCUGUUGGUUGGUGUCCAGAUCUGUGGCACUGCUCCGAGAAGCCUUACUCAAGCACACACAAAUAUAAGUAUACAUGCGUAUCCUCUAGCUUGAAUCUUUUGCUCAAGUUUAUUUAUGUCACUGGCUGGCUGGAUCCAAAGUCAUGUGUCUACAUAUUCAUAAAUAAAAUUUUACCUGUGCCUCUGCUACCAUUUUCUUUAAGCCCACAUAAACUCAAGUUUUGUUUGGUUAAAUAUAUAAUUGUCCUGGUUAGUUUCAGGACAGAAUUCUAUUCAGGUCCAAAAUGUCGCUUAUGUUCACAAAUGAUACUAUUGACAGUAAUUAUCCAUGUGUGCAAGUGUGACUUAGAAGCCUGAUAUAUACACCCCAUGAGUUCUUGUAGACCUUUGUUCUACAUUUUUAUAUCUGGGAUGGCAUUUACUGCUGUUUUCUCAAAUUGGCACUUCAUUUCUGAUCCAUGCACACCCAUAAAUGGUAUUUAAGAGCACCAAAGAUAGUACAGAAGCCAAGGCUGUUUCUUCAGUAGUUACUUGGAAUUUGUCUACUAUCGUAUGGCAUUUGUAUUGAGUUAGUGUUUUGCUACAUGAGCAAUGGGAGUAGACCUCUGCCCUUAAAGGGAAAAAUAGCUUUCUGUAGAUUGGAAUGUAAAUGGGGUUCCAGUUCUAAUACCACUAUGAAGAGCUCUCCAUGAAGAGGGAGAGGCAAUGGCCUGUAUGUGUAGACUAAAAGAGUACAAUUCAUAAAGUUCAAAGACAGAUGGAUUUUCACUGCACUUAAAGAUACAAACCAAAUCUAUGCCAUUUUCUCUCAUUUUGCUAUCUAGCAAAUAGAAGAAUUUGCUUUGAAAGAGUACUGUUUUCUCACCAAAGAACUAAAUCAAAAACCUCUAUACCUUUUAGUCAGGAAAAUAAAGGGUUAGAAUAAAGCCAUUUCUAUAAGUUUACUAACAUUUUUUAAAAAUAUUUUGUAGAGAGGACUCGGUCCUGUUUAAUUUUCUGGACAUAAUGUCAGUCAAGAUCUACUUUCUGUGUCUAAACGAGUAAGUCUUUAUCCGUAAUCCAUUUGUGUUGCAUAAGGUUGCAACGACAAUUAAGUGGGAAAUGACUCCUAACUUAUGUGUCUACUCUGCCUGGAAAGAAAGUUUUGAAGGCAUCUAUAUAUAUUUCAUAACAAUGUCUGUUCUUUAUGGAUUUGAUCCAUAAAUAUUUAUCUAUCUGAAAACUUUGAUACUUGGAAUGUUUUCCUUAAAGCAUUUGGUGCUCCAAGAAAAAACAUUUGGUGCUAAGAGUUACAGCACUGAUGCCUUUCCCCAAGUUAAUUCUAUUUUAAAAAUUUAUAUUUCCUUCCCAAUGAGAUGCAGAGUCAAAUUUGAGACCCUCCAUUAAGUAGGGCGCAGUACCUGCCAUCUAUAGAUAAUUCUUAUUUUGACAAAAAUAUAGAAGGCUGAAACCUCCUGUAUUUCAGAUUGUUUGAGAGAUGAUUUGCUUAUAUUCCACCUGAACUUUAUUUGAACCAUUUAACAUCAUAAAUUAUUCAAUAUCUGUUUUUCUAAUAAAUCUUUACUGGAUAUAAGAUCUGGGUGUCUCUGUGAAGUUAGUAACUUUAACAUCAGUGUAUCACUGACCACUGUUUACUGCUCAGAGGCAAUUCAUUGGUUUAUGUUUAAAAUUAAUACACCGUCUGUAUUGUGGCCAAAAGGCGUCUAAAACAUUUUUGAUUGAUCACUUCACAUAUAUUAUUUUUGAAUUUUAAGAGAGCAAAAUAUAAUCAGGCCACAAUUACCAGUAUCGUAAAGCACUGUAACCUCCUCCUCCAUGGCAAAACCCGUGGUUAGCUUCUACUAAGUGGCAGAUAGCAUCACAUUACUUUAGGAAGUUUAUAAGUGUUUUAUUACCAAAAAAGUUUUUGGUGGGUAUGUAAUUCAGGAAAGAAAUAUAUCCAUUCUUUAUUUUAAUAUGAAAGGAACUAUAUAAUGUAGAAUCAGAAUAACUGGUACACCUGCCGUAUAUUUAAAGAAAGAAACGGGCAGGUGAGGCUGGAGAAUGUUGUCUGUAGAUAAUGAAGUGAGUGCAGCCAUGUGUUCUAGUCUCGAGGUUUAAUUUUGGUAUAUUCCUACACUUACUAGGAUCUAAUUCAGUCAAAUUGGUCAAAGGAAAAAAAAAUUUGAAAACUCAUAAUGCAGCAAGCCCUGUGCUAUUUUUUAAAAGUGUACUUUAUUUUUGUGCUCUUCUGCCAAAAGAAAAUGCUGAUAAAAAAGUACACAGUAGAACAUGCAAAUUUAUAUUAAAAUGUGCUUGUUCAGAUUACUUUAAGAGAACUAUAUUAAGGUAGUGUGUGUGUGUGUGUGUGUGUGUGUGUGUGUGUGUGUGUAUGUGUAUGUAAGAAAGAGAGAGAGGAAGUCAGUGUGAUGUGCUUCACACCAUCUUCUGUUAGGAAUCAAGUGAUGGAUGUCCUGGCUUCUAGAGUGAGCUACAACUAGCUUGCUGAAAUUGAACUGAUCAGCUUCUCAACCAUAGACUAGAGGUGCACUGGAGAUGUCUCAAGUUCCUUCCAGCUCUGACAACAUUUCUGUGAAUACGGUCAUAUUGGAGGUUUUAGUACUUAUAUAUUUCGUAUUUUUAAUGACUUUCCUCAUUUGGAGAGCACAGCAGUAUUAGCUCUGUAAACUGCCAUUUAGUUACCAAAAAGACAUUGAACCAUACUACAUAAUUUUAUAAUUAGCCAUAAUAGAGCAAUUUCUCAGUUAAUUUCUUACAACUAGAACUUGUCAAAGAGGCAACUGAUAAUAAAAUUUAUGUCUGAUGAAACCUCUGAAAUGAUGAGUAAGAUAGUGGGAAACAUAUCUGUGUAUUUCACUCUGACUUUACAGUCAUAGCGGGUGUCUCAAAGGCAUGUAUAAAGAUGUACAGAAAUCGUUACAAUAUAUUUAUGUUACUAAUUUUAAUGAGGAGGUACUGUGUAAUUUAAAGAAAGUUAAAUUAUUCUUUAAGUGAAGUUAAGAAAAACGAAAACUUUUCUCUCCUUAGUCGAAAUUGGAAAACAAUCUUCAUUGACAAUAACUGUGCUUAUAUCCCCCAUGGGAAGUAUUCAGUGGAAGACAUUUUACUGACUAAUUUCAAUACUACUCAGGAUAUGUAGUAUUUUAGAAUUGCUAAACUUCCACAAAGUUACCAUUGUCUUAUUGUAGAAGAGAACUUUGGAAGUAAGAAUUAAAAGAAAAUGGAUGCUUAACGUUGUCUCCUAAUUACUAUAAAGUUAUUUAUGUUUUAGGUAAGUAAUAUUCACAAGAUUGUAAACGUCAGUGGAUAAUCCAAAAGUAAUUGUAAAAGUUAUUAAAAUGUACAUUUAAGUCGAUCUCAAUUUGGUUAGAAACAUCAAGAGUUCAUCUUCUAGAAUGUAUACUAUCCAAAAGAUACGCAUUGCCUUUAUGCACUAAAAGGCAAGGUGAUCAAACAAUGUAGAUGCAAACCAAAGGAACUGAGAGCUUCCAAAGUCAUGGAUGAUAGAAAAGAGAAAUUGUUACAUCAUAGGCUAAAUUAGAAGCAAAUGUAAACCUCUAGCCAUGCUUUUGUACGUCACCAUCUGAUUUGUGUAAGUAGCUGGGGAAAGAAAAACUCACAAUAUAACAUAAGAUUGACUAGUUCUAGCAGAUGACACCUGUAAAUAGAAUUACCAGUUGAAAUUCUGAUGUGAAAUGAGAUGAUUAAUAUUAUCACGCUAAAGUCUUCUUUUGAGUUCUUUUUUU
Messenger RNA from Panthera uncia (snow leopard), 7128 nucleotides. It is a transcript of the gene ANTXR2, whose product is annotated as ANTXR cell adhesion molecule 2. Gene Ontology annotation, molecular function: signaling receptor activity. Lineage: Eukaryota; Metazoa; Chordata; Mammalia; Carnivora; Felidae. The transcript is spliced from 17 exons. The record is from RefSeq and is a predicted model, not a curated record. Bases 192 to 1658 code for a protein of 488 amino acids. Gene Ontology annotation, cellular component: membrane.